Messenger RNA from Cornus florida, 1220 nucleotides. RefSeq lists its product as uncharacterized. The transcript has a single exon. The record is from RefSeq and is a predicted model, not a curated record. NCBI's taxonomy places the organism in Eukaryota, Viridiplantae, Streptophyta, Magnoliopsida, Cornales, Cornaceae. Bases 692 to 1102 code for a protein of 136 amino acids.
UAUGUCUCUGCAUUAUAGGACAUAUUUAUUGUUUUGUUUGGAGGUCACCAAAAAUAAAUAAAUAAAAAUAAACUUGCUACAAAUAAAAAUAAAUGUAUUAGAAAUAAUUUUGCCAAAUGGACUCUGCUAUGUACGAAAUUGCCCAACAAAACAAUACCAUUAAAAAUCUUAUACCAGUUUACUCUGUUGUGUACCUUUUCUUCACAAGUGAGAUCAUUUUAGAUUCCCAUUUGCUCUUUUCAAAUCUCUCACAUAGGCCCAAAACUCACCUCCUCAACCUUUAUCGUUCUUUUGGGAAAUUCACGUCCUCUCCUCCCACUAUCAUACAUUUGUUCUUCUGGUGUUUGGACACCAAGAAAAAGCUCAAUCAUUUUCUUUGGUAAGCAAGCACUAAGCAGAAAAAGCUCAAUCAUUUUUUAUUUUAUUUUUUUCCCACUUUUUCCCAAAGUCUAAAAGUACUCUCUCUCUCUAAAACCUGAAACUUUUUGGCUCUUUGGAUCUAAAGUUUGGUUGAAAAAACCCAGCUUUCUGUUUUCAUUUUCACCCAUUUUCUCUUCUCCUGUUUUUUAGCCAUCUUUUCAAUCGCAAAACACAAAAUCUCUUAAACCCAAGACCUAAAACCCUUCAAGGCCUCUAAAAAUUGAAUCUUUAACAUCGUUGAUUGUGUCUCUCUUUCUGGGUAUCACUGAAAAUGUCUACAGAGCCACAACAGCAACAGCCACCGCCCAUGGCGGUGGCCCAACAAGCCUACACGACUCAUUCGGGUCACGGGUCAAUCGGACCCGUCAUCGCGGUCCUCGCAGUGAUCACAAUCUUGGGUGUGAUAGCUUGUAUCAUCGGUAGGCUGGGUUCGGGUAGACGGAUCAUGGGUCAUGGGCAGUACGACUUCGAAGGUUGGCUUGAGAGGAAAUGCGCUACUUGUCUAGACGGCCGGGUCGACCCUCCGGUGCUGCGUGCGCCGCCGCCGGAAAAUACUGACGGUGGCGGGGACGGCAUCGACGCCGUGCCGGUGGUGGUGGUUCCGGUGGAAACUUUACAGAAAGCAGAGGAAGAGACAACACAACACAACUCCCAAGCCUCGCAUCACGCUGAUGAGUCUUGAAAUUGGUUUUCCAUUUUUUUUUUUUUUUUUUAAAAAAAAUUAUUGGGAGUAAUAUACACACUCUUUGUACGCGAGAUGGGGUAUUUCUGGUAAUUUAUUAGUUUGAUGAUUAUGUGCA